Molecule: messenger RNA, 2666 nt
Organism: Spodoptera frugiperda (fall armyworm)
Lineage: Eukaryota; Metazoa; Arthropoda; Insecta; Lepidoptera; Noctuidae
Product: serine hydrolase-like protein 2
Exons: 7
Coding region: 220-1143 (307 amino acids)
Source: RefSeq, a predicted model, not a curated record
UUUCAUACUGACAGCUAGAUUUGUUUUGCUCACUCGUCAGUACUUACUUUUGUUAAAUGUUAAUUAUUUAAAUAAAUUCAACUAAACAUUAAUGUAAAUAUUCAAAUUAUUACACUACAUUGCAGUUCUAAUAUAUUCCAGUGCGAUAUACUAUUGAAAAACAGUUGUAGAAGCGGAUAUCGUGUUUACAUUUUGAUUAGUAAAAAGUUUAUUUAAAAUAUGGAUUUAUUGGAAAAUGAAUGGUAUAUUCAAGCUCCGUGGGGUAGAAUAGCGAUCAUAGCAUGGGGUAACUGCUACGACCCCCCAGUGCUGCUAUGCCACGGCAGUAUAGACUCAGCCAUCAGCUUCCGAGGACUUGUCAGCAAAUUGCCGAAAAACUUCUAUUAUAUUGGUGUGGACCUACCAGGCCAUGGUAAGUCGGACAGGUUCCCGCCGGGUCUGAUGAUCAGCGUGUCUGACAUGGCAUACUCCAUCAACGCGGUGGCUAGACAUUUCAGGUGGAAGAAGUUCACGUUCAUUGGACAUUCUUUUGGAGCUUUCCUAGGUCAAAACUUCAACCUGCUGUACCCGGGGAAGUUGAAUAAGUUGAUCAAUUUGGAUCCAAUCAAUUUCUUCGCGAUACCACCUCAACAUUUCGCUAAAUGGUACCAUUCGCGUUUCACAGAGUUCUACAAAAACUACGACAAGUAUAAUACUUCCAUCAAAGACGGGCCGAAGGUUAAAUGGACUGAGGCGUUACAGACCUUGAGAAGUAACCGUCCAGGCUUGAGUGAGCAGCAGGCGGCCGAAGUGCUGGCGAGACUGUCCGAGCCCGCGGGAGAAGGAUAUAUCAGAUACACCUACGAUUUGCGCAUCAAAUGUAUUAAUGGACCAGUAUUUUCACCGGAACAUGUCAAGAAACUAUACACCAACCAUGACACACCAAUUUUAACAGUGGCAUGUCAAAAUUCUCUAGACAAUGAAUUGUUUAGAAACACUGCCUUCUUGCUAGACGAGGCUGAAUAUCCGUCGAAGAAUAUGCGCUUUAGGUCUGUGGUCGGCGGCCACGAUGUUCAUAUUUCGAACCCCGAUAGAGUUGCUGUCUAUGCCAGCCAGUUUCUUCUCUAUGGUUUAGAGGGCAUGGACAAUAAGGCUAAGUUAUGAUUUGUGGAUUUUUGUCUGUAUGAUAAGUGUCUAUGGCAGCGGUCGAUUUGAGCAGCAGUAAUAGAUAGAAAAUUAAUAUUGCUCCACCCCCCAUAAUUUUAAGGGGGGAAAUCAUUCAAUGACUUCUAUCGCCUUGGUCGAGGCGAGAGUGAGUAGCAGACUCUUGUCAGGCUCCGGCUCGAAAAGCAGGAAUAGGACCAGGGUAGUUUUUAGUCAGUAAGAGUCUGACACUCCCUCUUACCUCGCCUAAGGCCGGAGAAGAAACUGGAUGAUUUUCCAUCUUAAAAUUAAAAAAAAACAAACAGUCAAUUAUAUUCGGGCUAACUCGAAUACUUUCGAGGUAACCCGUACAGGUUCAAGCUUGACCAGAGUCAUCAUAGUUGAUUAAGACAGUAUUUUUACAAGAACAUUUUCGAGUAUUUAAUUUUUGUAUUUAAAAUGUCAAUUAUAGUAACUUAGUGCAAUUUAAAAAUCAAUUAUUAAGAUAAAAAUAUACAUAUUUUUAUUAGUACAUAGAAGGAAUUGCUUAAUUAUAUUAAUGUAUUUAAAUAAUAUGUAUUUCCUGAUGGGUAUAACCUGGGUGUCUUCAAAGCCCGAGUGAAUAGGUUGCUUAUGGGCAGACGUGCUCCAUCGUAGGCCGCAUCAUCACUUACCAUCAGGCGAGAUAGCGGCCAAACGACGACCUAUUAAAUGUAAAAAAAUAAAUAACGGUAAAGGAAAACAUCGUUUGAAAAUCUGGGGGCCUACUCUAAUUCAACGAACGAACGAAAAAACUUCGCAGAUUGCAUACUACAAUUCUAUUUAUUGCGAACUUUCGUGAACAAAAAUGAACGAAUGAAAUGAAGAUAAAUAAAUAGAUUUUGAUAUGAAAUUAAAAAUAAAACGUUAUUUCAAGUAAUUCUAUUAGUAAAUCAAUAAAACCUACGGCCGAAGAUUAAACGAAACUUCGCAUUCGAGAACCGGAGUAGGCCCCUGGGCUAAUAAUAUAAUAGGGAUGAUGACGGGGUAUGAAAAUUAAAAAUCUAUUUAGUCCGUCAGUUAGGUAAUGAAAAAAUGUUAGACACGUAUUUUUUUAUUUUGUCAUAAUAUAAGAUAACAAUACUUAGAUAAAACGAAUCAAAGUUUAUGAAUGGCAGCAAAUACGUCAUUUCUACGCAUCUAGAAGUGACGUCUCGCGAUAUUUCAAAUCGAUAUAUCUUCGAAAGUAUUUGUUUCCGUGAGAAAAUAAAAAAUACGUGUCUAAUGUUUUAAAAUAAUCUACAAGACGGACAUUUAAAUAAAAAUUAGUCAUCUCCCCUCUAUUUCUGAAUAUAAGUUUGAAAUCGCCAACCCGCAUUGAGCAAGCGUGGUGAUUAAUGCUCAAACCUUCUCCGUGUAAGAAGAGGCCUUUGGUCAGCAGUGGCCACUUAUAGGCUGUUGAUGUGAUGAUUUAUAUAUAUUAAAGAUAAGUUUGUCUGUAUUUACGUCAUAUAUUUUAUUGGGUUAUGGAGUUUUACCUAUUAAUAAGAUAUUUUGUAAAAUAA